CUACGUGUUUGCGUGUCACGUCAAACGUAGUUGUACGUCAGUUUUAGCGCGCAGUUUGUUGGCGGAAAAUGAGUUAGGGAAGAAGUCUUCUGGAUUUGUGUGUUUUUUGCGGAAUGUAAGACUUUCUUUUGUUAUGAAACUAUCUCUGAGGGGCUUGCAUUCGUCUCAUCAGCACUCGUUUAUACAAUAAAGCUAGAUCCACACACCUCUAAUCAAAUGGAUGUAAUUCCCUCAGUCUGCAAGAACAAUGGGAGGAGAAAAGUAUCCAAGGAUGUGGAGAUGGACAUUGAGUACCUGUAUGAAGCGGUUCCUCAGCUUUCGACAGUGUUCCACAUCAGAGACAAAAUUGGUGAAGGCACAUUCAGUUCAGUGUACCUUGGCGAGGCCCUGAUGGCCGAUGGGAGAAAGGAGAAGUUUGCCCUGAAACACCUCAUCCCGACCAGUCACCCUGUGAGGAUCGCUGCCGAACUCCAGUGUCUCACAGUGGCCGGCGGGCGAGAAAACGUAAUGGGUGUGACCUACUGCUUCAGGCAGAAUGACCACUGUGUGAUCGUUAUGCCUUACAUGGAACACCAAACCUUUGUGGAGGUCAUUGGCCUGCUAAGUUUUGAGGACGUGCGUCAGUACAUCUACCACCUGUUGAAGGCUCUACGACACAUCCACCAGUUUGGCAUCAUCCACCGUGACAUUAAGCCCACUAACUUCCUAUACAACCACCUGGAGAAGAAGUUUGCCCUUGUGGACUUUGGUUUGGCGCAGGGCACGGCCGACACCCAGAUGGAGCUGCUGAAGGUGGUGAAACAAAAGACCCAGAAGGGUGGGGGUUCCGUGGGGAAACCAGAGACCUCAAAUAGGAAACGGGCACCACCAGACCUCACCUCCCUCGUCCCACCUCCACAGACACACUCACACCCAAAGACCUCGGCACCUCACUCUUCCUCCUCCACCUCGUCUUCCUCCUCCACCAAACCAACGGCUAAGAGGGUCUUGGCUUCCCCAGUAACUUCCACCAGCCGCACUAAAAACACCAAGGACCUGUCAGGCCUGUGUAGAACACCUCGGGCUGUGUUUGGAGAGAGGAACCUGAACAGCUGUGCCCCCGCCAGAACCAUCGACCCGACAGUAGAGCUGGUGAAACCCUCCAAAACGGAGGAUCCUGCCAAUCGCAGGUUCAUCUCUAUCCCCCGGCGCCCCCUACCCGUCAGGACUCCUGUCAACAACAAGAGGACGAACCCCACUGUCAACCUGGGCCUCACCUGCAGCUGCCACACCACGGACCGCGUCUGUAACGUCUGCAUGUCCAGAAAACAGCAGGUGGCCCCUCGGGCCGGUACCCCGGGGUUCAGAGCCCCAGAGGUCCUGACCAAGUGUCCCAACCAGGGAACAGCCAUAGACAUCUGGUCUGCUGGGGUGAUCCUGCUAUCCCUUCUGAGCGGCAGGUACCCCUUCUUCAAAGCCAGCGACGACCUCAUUGCCCUCACUCAGAUCAUGACCAUCCGAGGCUCCAAAGAAACCAUCCAGGCUGCUGGAACGUUUGGUAAAUCAGUGGUGUGUAGCCGCGAGCUCCCCCGCCAGGACCUGAGGACCCUGUGCGAAACCCUGAGAGGGAGGAGGCCGUCGCCAGACGACGAGGCCACGCCCCAAGACUACAGGGACAGCCCAGUGUCCGCUGGUCCCGCCGACGAGCCAUCCGGACGGGGCGGCUCCGAAGACGACCGGGGCCUAGCGGAGGUCGGGGUCCAGGAUGAGAGGGGUUGGAACCAGGUGCCAGACGAGGCCUAUGACCUGCUGGACAGGCUUCUGGACCUGAACCCGGCUACACGCAUCACAGCUAAACAGGCACUGGAACAUCCGCUAUUCGCUGGCCUCUGAGGCAGCUCUACUGAUGGGUGUGUGGACUCUGUUUCUCUCCAUGGAUGUUUUAACUGCUGUCUACCACUACUGGCAUAGUCCCCAUUCCAGGCCAAGGAUUGUGGUUUGUCGUGCACAUUUUGUGUAAAUUGUCUUGUAACCCUUUAUUUUAUGAUUUUCCUGUAAUAUGUGGUGUAUAGUACUUGCAUUAUAGCCUCCUUUUGUAAAAUUACAUUUCUAUAAUAAAUGGUGUAUUAAAGCA
This is a messenger RNA of Esox lucius (northern pike), 2113 nucleotides long. It is a transcript of the gene cdc7, whose product is annotated as cell division cycle 7 homolog (S. cerevisiae). NCBI's taxonomy places the organism in Eukaryota, Metazoa, Chordata, Actinopteri, Esociformes, Esocidae. Gene Ontology annotation, biological process: protein phosphorylation; mitotic DNA damage checkpoint signaling. Gene Ontology annotation, molecular function: protein serine/threonine kinase activity; ATP binding. The transcript has 11 exons. Gene Ontology annotation, cellular component: nucleus. The record is from RefSeq and is a predicted model, not a curated record. The coding region runs from base 217 to 1872 and encodes 551 amino acids.